This is a messenger RNA of Caenorhabditis sp. 36 PRJEB53466, 2933 nucleotides long. NCBI's taxonomy places the organism in Eukaryota, Metazoa, Nematoda, Chromadorea, Rhabditida, Rhabditidae. The record is from the annotation of a GenBank genome assembly.
AUGCGUCUCCUCAUCUUGGCUCUCUUCGUGCUCUUCGCCAUCACCCAGGCCUAUCCGUCCACCGAAUACCAGCCUCGUUACCGCAAGAGCCAGACCCGUGAGUUGUCCUUUCGUUUCCUGUUGACCCGCAAAGUGUCCGGUUUCAGAGGAGGCUAACAUCCAGCCGUUCAUCCGGUUCCGCAAUCGACCCAGCCUCAGAACUGGAUGUUCCGUCCCGACGUUGCGCCGUACUUCGAGUGAUCUCCUUCGUCGGAUCGUUCUCGCACCAUGUUAGAAAUCAACUGAUACACAAUAAUACUCUUUUCCGUUUCGAGGGGAAAUUGUGAGCACUAUUCGAUAUCAUACGUCGUCUGAUUUCAUUGAUAUUGAUAUUAAUAAUAAAAGCUUCCAUUGUUGAUGAUGUAACUGAAAGAUGAAGUCGUUGUUUUGAUUUGGGAUCAUAGAGGAAGCAUAUUGAAACCCCGAAACGGCACGGUCACCAGUACAGAUUCCUCGGGGAGUGUCUGUUUCCAUCAGUUGAAAAGAACUUUCUGAUAGAUGUUCAUAGUGUUGCAGAUAUGAAGAGACCCAACUGUUUGCUUAACUUUCAUUUCGAUGUUCCCUUCCCAGCACUUAUCAAAUCAAACACACCGCUGCCUACGUGUUAAUCCACUCCCCUCAUUUCUUUUGCUCACAACUAUUUCGUUCUGGAAAUGUCACUUGCUCAUUAACACGGUGAAUGAGUUUCUAACAAUUUACGGAUUAUAGCGACUCGUGCACAUCGUCAGAAAUUGAGUUGUCGCCGCGUUUUCUCAUUCCGUCUUUACUAUUCCUUCGGUUUCUCUCCCGGGAAUAGCGGGCGAGAGCGAGAGACGCAAACGAUAGUCACCGGAAAGAAAGAAAAAGCAGGCUGCCUCGUUUUCUUGGCCCAGGAAACCCUCCGGCUGCUCGCAAUUGAUAUCCACAGAGGCUCACUCUCCACCCGAAAACUUUGUAGAGUGACGGACACGGCCACGAAAGCAUUCCAGUUGUUUUCUUUUCUUGUCCUUCCUCUUUUGAACAGCUUCUUCAAUAUGUUUCGUCUGCUCGGAGGGCUCAUCCGUCUAUCACUCAUAGCCUCGUAUCCCAUUUCAUCCAUGUGCAUAUGUGCUAACGGCCAAAGAGAUGACGGAGAUACAUAAGAGAGCGGGAGAGAGAGAUUGCUCUGCUUCUGCUCUCCGGCUCUCCGGAAGCAAUUCUCUCUAUCUCCGGCCGCUAUAAAUGUGAUUAACAAUCAGUUCGCUUGUUCGUUUCCGCUCUGAUUGACUCCCAAAAUAACGGUUCACUGGUCCCCAGUCUCCGGAGAGCGAAAAGAAUGUCGUGCUCUUCGGAUAUCCUCUUUAUCAGCCGGAUGGCUUGACAGCUUCGUGGGGGCGGAAACGGCUCAAACGGCCCGACAUUUGGAGACAGCUCCGGGGGAGUUGGCUUCAGAGUGCAAGUAAUUCGAGACGCCACGUCUUCUUCUUCUCUUUCAUCGCACCGAGCUCCGGAUUUCCGAGCAAUCACCUUCUGAGUCACCUCCAAAUCGGUAAUCCACCUAGUACACCACAAAACUGCUUCUCGCCCAUUGUGUCACAAGAAACCAAUUUGCGUUUCCCUCCGUUUCUCAAGUUCAAAGCGAGCAAGUGCUGGAAUAAUUGCGAGAGCCGCGUCCUUUGCGGACACAUCUCGCUCGCCCAAUCCCCUGCUCACCCGUAUGUUAUUCCGAAGGUGUCGGGAGUACCGAGUACAUUGCCUCCUUUAUCUUCUAUACAAUUUCCAGCGACCUAUCUGCCACAAGACCUCAUAAAGCCAACGGAUUUAUGGGCCGUCGAAACCAACGCCUUCUCCUUUUUUCCUUUAUCCCCUCUCCAUUCAACCAUUCAUUUUGAAAUGUGUUUUAUGGAUGUAUUGUGCCAAAAACAAAUGAAUAAUGGAUCCUGGCGCUGCCUUUCCAUAACCGCCGCCGCCCCCAACUUGGUCCUCUCAAUCAGGUCACUCGGGUGCCUCAUUACGUCCCCACGGCCGGCUGUUUCUUUGUGUAGAAUAUUAAAACGACUUCUUCUUCUCGUGGCUCUCCUCUUUACAUUUAUAUCUUGUUGCCUUCCUCUACUCGUAUGCGGCUUCUUUGCUACGCCCAAUUUCACUUUGUCCCAUGCGAAACUUUUGCAGAUCCUUCUUCCAUUCCGCGAACAAGCAGUCGGCAUGGCUAGUAAGUUUUGUUUUGUUUUCCUUUCCUCCGAAUUCUUUAUUUCUCCGGAGGGACACGACGCCGUCUGUUUGUACACCUAGGAGGAGAAGAAGAAGAAGAAGUGGUUAGGGAAGAAGGUUUUCUGGAAAGAUGCGUGCAAAAACAGCGAAAUUAAAUGGACUCGGUCGUCAUCUCGUGAAAAAGAAACUUGCCGGAAAGGGAUACAUUUUCGAGUGGCUCAAACAUCGAACGAUGGAAAAGGGAACACCUGAAUGACGUGGUUAUCCUUUCAGAUUGUCCUCCGCACUGGACUGGAGCUGCUUGCGACUGGCCGAUCUGCGUGAACGGAAGAGCCAAUGCGGCGACGAAGUUGUGCCAAUGCACCAAUUACUAUGCUCCUCCAUUUUGCAUUUCUUGUCUGCCAGGUUGGUUAUCGUCCCCAGAGUUCCCGUUCAGCUUCUGAUUCCAGGAUACUGGGGCGAGUCUUGUGACCGUCAGCCUCUCAAAGGAGUCACUUCUGCCAGCGACUUCCCGAUCCGCAUCCCUCCGUUCCUGGUCAAGCCCAUCCUUCUGGCCAUCGCCCUCUUCUUCAUCCUCUUGAUUGUAUUCAUGAUCUACAGGUGAUUCUGUUCCCCUCUCUCCUCCACUUUUCCCCAUUUUCAGAGUGCGCACCUACAUCCGCAGCCGCAAGCCUCCUCGCUACGACGACAUCGCCAAGGACCUUCCGCCGCCGUACACUUCCUAA